AUGACUGAAGUGAGAACAGUCACCGAAAUGGCAAAGUCAGGAACAGUGGCCAUCUUCUCACCAGGCCAACACGGCCACUUGAUCCCCUAUCUCGCUGCCAUUCACGCCUCGUGUAUCACUCACGAUCGCACCAUCGCGGAAUUCCUCCCGCCCCUGUCUCAUGAAAAGCUUCUUGCCUGGUGGAAAGAGCGCAUCGCCGAAGUUGCGGACGGGAAACGGCUCAUCUUUAUACUUCUCAACCAGACAGAACCUGGAGUUCGCCCAAAAGGGCCCGACGUUGUAGGCGUUGUCAUGCUUUACAUGCCUUCUUCGGAAACCGGCCCGUUCCGUGGCGUCGUCGAGAAGCUGUUUGUCCAUACCGCUUGUCGUAGACGGGGAGGAGCUAAGACUCUCAUGUCUACUCUCGAAAGCGAAGCUACAAAGAGGGGACGAACUAUUCUCCUUCUCGAAACUGAGACCGGGAGCCCUGGAUCAGAAGUUUGUAAGAAGCUCGGCUAUGUUGAGCUCGGCCAGAUCCCAAAAUAUGGUCUAAGUCCAACCGGCGAACUUAAAGAUGGAACCUUCUUCUGGAAACACCUGGCACUAUAG
Fusarium pseudograminearum CS3096 is the source of this 588-nucleotide messenger RNA. RefSeq lists its product as uncharacterized. The transcript has a single exon. Bases 1 to 588 code for a protein of 195 amino acids. Lineage: Eukaryota; Fungi; Ascomycota; Sordariomycetes; Hypocreales; Nectriaceae. The record is from RefSeq and is a predicted model, not a curated record. Gene Ontology annotation, molecular function: acyltransferase activity, transferring groups other than amino-acyl groups.